This is a messenger RNA of Manacus vitellinus (golden-collared manakin), 1217 nucleotides long. RefSeq names its product tektin 4 (gene TEKT4). Gene Ontology annotation, biological process: cilium assembly; cilium movement involved in cell motility. The annotation marks the transcript as partial. The transcript has 6 exons. Gene Ontology annotation, cellular component: nucleus; microtubule cytoskeleton; sperm flagellum. Lineage: Eukaryota; Metazoa; Chordata; Aves; Passeriformes; Pipridae. The record is from RefSeq and is a predicted model, not a curated record.
GCCCGGGUCUACAACCGGGCGUACACCGUGGGCGAGGAGUCGGAGCGCGACCUGGCCGAGUCCAAGCACCUCACCAGACAUGCGGCCGCCUGCGCCCAGAGGGCACAGGAGUACUCCAAAACCACCCUGGCCCAGCGCCUGCAGGACAUCCACUUCUGGAGGGUGGAGCUGCAGAAGGAGGUCAUGGAGCUGGACGCCGAGACCAACCUGCUGGCGGCGCAGAAGCUGCGGCUGGAGCGGACCCUCGAUGCCACCGAGGUGCCCUACGGGGUGGUCACCGAUAAUCUGCAGUGCCGGGAGAGGAGGCAGCCCCCGGACCUGGUCAUUGAUGAGGUGGAGAGGCAGCUGCUGAAGGAAGCUGAUCUUAUCAGGAAUAUCCGGGAUCUUUUGAAAAGAACUAUAAUCCAAGCCACCAACCAGAUCCGCUCCAAUCGGAUUCAGAAGGAGUUUUGUGAGCUGGACUGGUCGGACAAGGUGGAGACCUAUCACAUAGAUGACAAAUGUGUGACCUACAACAACGACAGCACCAACAUCCAGUUCCACCCCAGCUCCGUCAAGUUCGAGGAGAACGCCUCCACACCCAAGACCUGGGCCCAGUUCAGCCAUGACAACAUUUAUAGUGCAGAACAGGAAAAAUUGGCCUCUGUGCAGCUCCGCUCCCUCAUCAACAACAUCAUCCACGACGUGUCCGAGGACCUGCGGAUGCAGCGGGCGGCCGUCAACGAGGCCUUCGACAACCACUGCAGGGAGCUGGAUGAUGCCAAGCUCAGGCUGGAGCAGCACCUGGCAAAGGCCAUUGCAAGUGUGGAAAAAACAGUCAUUCCCUGGGACCUGGUGGCCCCUCCUGGAGGGAGGAUGUGUUGUCCCCCCAUGUUGGUGAGCGAAGUGGAAGAACUCACGGUGUUCCUUGAAGCCCUGAAGAGAAAACUGAUGGAAUCUGAGCAGUGCCUGAAGAACCUGGAGGAGACAAGGAUGAAGCUGGAGAAGGAAAUAGCUGUGAAGGCCAACAGCAUUUUUAUUGACAGGGAGAAGUGCAUGACCUUCCGGAUCCGCUACCCCGUGGAUCUGGAAGUAGCCAGUUACAAACAGUGAUUUCUGUCCUAACUCUGCAAAUCUGGGGGGAAAAUAGGACUCCUUCUUUUCUGUUAAGCCCUUGGCAAGUGUGGAAAAAAAGUCUAGAAUCUUUCAUGUAAAUAUAAAAUAAAUGGAUAUUAUUA